Syngnathoides biaculeatus (alligator pipefish) is the source of this 5397-nucleotide messenger RNA. RefSeq names its product zinc finger protein 503-like. Gene Ontology annotation, biological process: negative regulation of DNA-templated transcription. The record is from RefSeq and is a predicted model, not a curated record. Gene Ontology annotation, cellular component: nucleus. Bases 3020 to 4744 code for a protein of 574 amino acids. Lineage: Eukaryota; Metazoa; Chordata; Actinopteri; Syngnathiformes; Syngnathidae. The transcript is spliced from 2 exons.
UGAGCGUUUCAAUUGUCGAUUUUAGGACUCGGCCUCGAUAUUCCACAAAAAGUGGACGUUCACAUGAAUACAGUAAAUAGCAAUAAAACACGCUAAGCUGCUAUAGUUUCAUGUCGGUCACGAUGGUGGUACUCAAAAGAGCCAAGUAUUUUGGAGGUGGGAUUCGGUGUCAAAAGUUUACAAACAAUGUCAAUUAUUUUGCGUUGUGUUCAUUCCGGCCAAGGACCGGGAACGGCGACCGCACAAAAAAAAAAAAAAAAAAAAAAAACAAACUAAAAGCGGAGGAAGCGCCGUUGAGUUACGAUCACUCGGUACGUCCAAAUUGCUAAAUCUUUGAAAGCUCCCCGAGACCCGACUCCUUCGCCGAUGUCCUACUUUGAAGCUGCCGUAUUGGCAGCGCGGCUGCGCCCGGUCCAUAAACGUGUCCCGGCUCGGUGAAAUACAAGCGGGAGAUUUCAGGCCCUCCGUUUAAAAGUAAUGAAUUACGACGACAGUGGAAGGGGGAGGAAAAAUGUGCAGCCAUUUAGGGACCGAGCCGGGAAUUUGGUGAGCGCCUCGGCGGCCCAUCCAUCAGGGCCACAAUAAAAGAGUUUUUGGCUGACGCCGGGAAUUUAUGGUCGCCCUUCCCUGUCCUAAUAAGUCAAGCGGCCGUGUCAGCGGCUGACAGGCCGGUGCCGAAUACGGCAGUGGCCGUUAUCAAUCAAAAAACACUUGCAUCUGUUUAACUUUUCGCCUGAUCAGCAGGACGUUUAUAGGCUAUUGAGUAAUAAGAUAAGUGGGCCUCUUUCGAAAAGGAGGUGGCGGGAAUUGGGAAAUGGAAGAUUUCGUGAUGAAUUGCAACCGCGGGAGGUUUUCAUAAAACACUUUGCGUUGGGGGGGAAAAAAAAAAAAUGGCAGUUUGGAUUCAAUGCGCUGACAUUCAUUUAUUCCACAAACAUUUCAUUUUGCACUUUUCCAACAUGAAAAGGUACAAACAGUUACCCGGGUUUCACGUAGUACAUGAUUAGGAAGGACUCCGACUCAAACCUUAGAUCUCGCGGUGCGACUUUCACGCUCCAUCUUAAAGUUAUUUCAUUCUAGCUUGUUUUAACCCCUCGAUGCAGUUUGCCAACUGGGCCUUGGUGCGGUUCAGAAAGAAGGCUGGUAAAACUCCCGUCGGGACCAAAUCAAAUGGUCCUCGGUACAGUUCAAAACAAACUCUGGGGCACACCACAAGAACCAAAACUUUGGCACUUUUUAUGAAUUUCAAUUUUUUUCCGCCCUGGAGAAGGUUUAAAAAAAAAAAAAAAAAAGCACAGAAGAGCGAGAGUGAAGUACGGUCAGGAUAGUCGAACGAAAAGCUCAGCAACGUCUUCUUGUUUGUCUUUCAUUAAAGAGAUUUACGGGAAGAUUACAGAGGCCAAGAUGAUGGAGGGCUACGGCAAAGACGCUUCCACUUCGCUUUAUUUUGCGCUCGGCGCUGACCUGAAUAUGACUGAGGCGAAGACGGCUGACGGGUAAACUGGCAAGCGGGACGGAGGAGUGACAGAUGCCAGGAAAGGACGUGAAAACGCGUCAGCGGAUGGACGGGAGCAAACGUCGCCGUCUUGCUUGUUUUCCCCAGCCAUAGGUUUGGUUUUUUUUUUUGUUAGUAAUGACUCACGCAAGGUCAAAAAACAACCCAAAAAAAAAAAAAAAAAGACUCUUUGUCUUGUCGACAUGGGAAUGAGCAGCGACGACCUACAGUGGAAGAUCUCAAGUCCAAGUGGUGCUGGUUGACUUGCGCGUUGUUGCCAAUCGGAAAGGCUUGCAAUUAUGGUCGAAGUAGAGCUCGGCCUUGAGAGUCCCAAAUUUUCACAAUUAAAAAUACAUUUCCGACUAUAUCAAAUGAGACUUAAAAAAAAAAAGAGUGAAAAAUGCGCCAACGUUUGCUAGCCACUAGCUUGCAUCUGAGCUAACAGGAUCGGCUUGAUGGUAAAACCACAAAUAAGAACCGAGGCGCUCCGUUUCAGCCACACCCAACAAAGCAGGAAGACCACAAUGUCUCCGUAAUUGUCACGUUUUCAACAAUUAGCGUUAAACAAAUCUCGGAAUUCACUUCACAGGGUCUUUAAAAAGAGAUCUGACACCCCCCCCCCACGCCCCUGAAAAAAAACUGUUCCGAUUUUGUUUGUCUUCCCUUUUUUUUUUUUUUUUUUCCCCACCACUUUUGGGGUUUGCUUUACUUGUCCUGGUGCAAACGAGUUGUUUGGCCAACCUGAACUCGCAUCAACUCCCACAAAUAACGUGACAGUAAGUGUCCAAAACGCUCACGUCUCUAAAUUCCUGUUUGUGACAGCACAGUGCCUGCGCGGUUAGCAUGUGUGCCUCGCGUUUCUGAAGUUUGGGGUUCGAAUACGGGCCCUUUACCCUACCAGGAACGCCACCUUGAAGCCUCAAACUUGUUGAUAAGUGAAAGAUUUAUUUCGGUCUUCAUAAUAGUUAGAAGAGAUCGUCACUUUUCCCAUUUUGUGGAUGUAAAAUUUCUACUUUGGCUCAAUGAGGGCGAACGAACCGCCGGAUUCGUUGAUUUCGGUCACGUCGGGGAGUGCCGCGCAUGCGCACAUUCCCAAUUGCACGUGGAAAGUCCACGUUAAAAGGCGCCGCGAGCGCGAAAGACACCCUCGCGUGGGUGCCGCACGUCACGCGUGAAAGACACCCCGGCGUAGAUGCCGCACAUCAUCUUUUCACCUCGAAUCAACUCUUGCAGGCUGCCGUCCGCGCGGACUAGAGCGCGCGUGCAAGGACGCGGCCGAGCGGGUGGAGGCGGAGUGAUCCUGCCUUCCUUUGGCGCACCACGACCCCUCCUCCUGCCGCCGCUGCCGCUGUAAUCCGAGCGCGCUUUCGGACCUGCGACCACACCGUCACAGGACGCCGACGGGAGAAGGUGACGCGCGACGGAUUCUCCACGCUCGCCCGUGAGGAUUUAACGCUUUGGGUGUUUGGGGCUUUCCACGGGGCAUUACCCACACAUGCAUUUCUCGGCUUCGGGCUUCGGGUCAUGAUCACGUCGCCCGCGGUGUCUGUCCCGAGACAUAGCAGCAAUCCAGCGUGGGAGAGCCGCCCCGCGUCCGGGGAGAGAGGCGCGCCGAGCCCCGUCGGCCGUCCGUACGCGCACCGCAGCUUCGCCGCAGACGCAGUUUUCUCCCCCGCGGACCCGCACCGCCAGGCCGGCCGUCUGCCCAUCAAGCUGCUGAAAAUGCUGACGGCCCGGGCGGGACACAUCAUGCACCCGGAGUACCUCCAGCCGCUGCCGUCCACGCCGAUCAGCCCCAUCGAGCUGGACGCCAAGAAAAGCCCACUGGCGCUUUUGGCUCAAACGUGCUCCCAGAUCGGCAAGCCGGACCCCCCCGCCUCGUCCAAGCUCUCCUCGGUGGCCUCCGGCGGGGACAAAGACGGCAAGGCCGGGCCCCUGAAGAUCAGCGACAUCGGCGCGGACGACAAGUCGAGCUUCAAACCGUACGCAAAGUCGUCGUCGUCGGACAGCAAGAAGGAGUCGAGCCCGAACGGGGAUAAGAACGGUUUCCGGGUGCCGAGCGCCACCUGCCCGCCGUUUACGCCCAGGACAGGCAGCCCCGGCGCCUCCGCCAGCCCCGGCCCCGGCCCCAGCCCGGGCUCCGGCUCCAGCUCCAGCUCCGCCUCGGACUCCCCGCUGCCGUGCGAGGGCAAAGCGGCGACGGACAAGGAGGACAAAAAGGAGUGCGGCGAGCGCAACACAAACGCGGCUUCGCCGGAGAGUAACGGCGGCCACAGGACCAGUGGAAUAAGCCCCGACAGGACCCAGGAGAGCACGCCGGGGUCCAAGGCUCUCACGUCGGACUCCUCGGUGCUCGGCUCCGGGUUGGUGGCUCCGGUUUCCCCUUACAAGCCAGGCCACGCGGUUUUCCCCCUGCCCCCCGCCGGCAUUUCCUACCCCGGGAGUCUCGCGGGCGCCUACGCGGGUUAUCCGCAGCCGUUCCUGCCUCCCGGCAUGAGCCUGGAGCACGCCAAAUCCGGCGGGCAGCUCCUGAGCGCGCAGUUCGCAGCGUGCAGCAAGGCCGGGACCAGCCCCCUGGCCGCGGCGUCCCCUCCCUCCCUCAUGUCGGCCAGCCUGUGCCGGGACCCCUACUGCCUCAGCUACCACUGCAGCGGCCAUUUGACGGCGGCGGCGGCGGCCUCCGGGGCAAACUGCGCGCACGACGCCGCCUCGGCACUCAAGUCCGGAUACCCGCUCGUGUACUCCGCGCACCCGCUGCACGGCGUGCCUUCCUCGGCGCCGACGUUCGGCGGACACCCGCUGUACCCGUACGGCUUCGUGCUGCCCAACGACCCGCUGCCGCACGUCUGCAACUGGGUGUCGGCGAACGGCGCGUGCGACAAGCGCUUCUCCAGCUCCGAGGAGCUGCUCGGCCACCUGCGGACUCACACGGCCUUCGCGACCGGUUCGGAGAAGCUGCUCGCCGGCUACCCGGGAUCGUCGUCCUCGCUCGCCGCCGCCGCCGCCAUGGCCUGCCACAUGCACGUGCCCUCCGGCGGCAGCCCGGCCACCCCCGGCGCCCUCUCCCUGCGGGGACCGCAUCACCCGCUCGGGCUGGGCAGCCGCUACCACCCGUACUCCAAGAGCCCCCUGCCCGCCCCCGGAGCGCCGGUGCCGGUGCCGGUGCCUGCGGCCGCCGGAACCUAUUACUCCCCGUACGCCUUGUAUGGACAAAGACUGACGACAGCCUCGGCUUUGGGAUACCAGUAGAGACAAUUCCGACAACUAUAUAUAUAUAGAUAUAUAUAUAUAAAAUACAUUUAUAAAGGUGAUUUGGGCCCGAUGAGUUUUUAUAUGUACUUCAUGCAGGGACUGGAUCCAUCUGGGGAUCGGUGUAUUUAUUUGAGAUAGCUUCAAGCGUGACUUUAAAAAAAAAAAAAAAAAAAAAAUUAAAAAAGCUAUUAUAAUAUAACUUGCAAGAGCGUCAAUGUGCAUUAUUUGGGAGACACCCAACCCCUAAAGGAAGGAAUUCAAACAAAACGGGCCUUUUGGGUUGUCAGCACUUUUGAUGGAUGUGGAAGAACAAUCAGCGGAUUUGUGUUGAUUUUUGUGGGGAACAAAAAGCAGCAUGAAGCCCGUAUGGCACAUUUCUACUUUUUAAAAAUACUCGUUCCUUUUCCACGGAGUAGCCAACAGGCCUUAAGGCUUGAACAUUAUGGUGUUCAAAUUAAAAUAUAAUUUUGCAAUACUUAAACUUCUGGGCUAAAUUGGUGCCUUUUGCUCGUCUCGCUCUCAAAAGAAACUUUGUCAGCGUUUGAGAUGAUGAGACAUAUUGAACUACUCAAAGUGUGCAUGGGUCCUUCUCAGGCAACCUUGCUUUUGUCGUCAUUUUAUUGGAGUAAAACUCAUUUGAGUAGCACGAC